Messenger RNA from Hyaena hyaena (striped hyena), 2435 nucleotides. It is a transcript of the gene DEPDC1B, whose product is annotated as DEP domain containing 1B. The coding region runs from base 41 to 1636 and encodes 531 amino acids. The record is from RefSeq and is a predicted model, not a curated record. The transcript is spliced from 11 exons. NCBI's taxonomy places the organism in Eukaryota, Metazoa, Chordata, Mammalia, Carnivora, Hyaenidae. Gene Ontology annotation, biological process: positive regulation of Wnt signaling pathway; intracellular signal transduction.
UCCGCGCAGGGGCGGCGGGCGCCGCCGCUGCUUACCGGCUAUGGAGCACCGCAUCGUGGGGCCCGGCCCGUACCGGGCCACCAAGCUGUGGAAUGAAACAGUCGAGCUUUUUCGCGCUAGGAUGCCCUUACGGAAACAUCGCUGCCGUUUCAAAAGUUACGAACGCUGCUUCACGGCGGCAGAAGCCGUGGAUUGGCUGCAUGAGCUGUUGAGAUGCAAUCAGAACUUUGGCCCCGAGGUGACCCGCAAGCAAACGGUCCAGCUGCUGAAAAAAUUCCUCAAGAAUCAUGUUAUUGAAGACAUCAAGGGAAAAUGGGGUCAGGAAGAUUUUGAAGACAAUCGUCACUUGUACAGAUUUCCUCCUUCUUCACCCCUGAAACCAUAUCCAAAGAAGCCUACUUACCCAAAGGAUGUUAUAAAGUUUCCGGAGUGGAAUGACCCCCCACCAGGGACGUCACAAGAAAACAUCCCGGUGAGGCCAGUUGUGAUGAACUCUGAGAUGUGGUACAAGCGUCACAGUAUUGCUAUCGGAGAGGUGCCGGCCUGCCGUCUGGUCUACCGCAGACAGCUGACGGAGUCCAAUGUAGAAGAUAUAUGGAAGUCUAUGACAUUAUCAUAUUUACAGAAAGUUCUUGGUCUGGAUUCUUUGGAAGAAGUCCUAGAUAGUAAACUGGUCAACUCCAAGUUCAUCAUCCAUAAUGUAUAUAGCGUGAGCAAGCAGGGAGUUGUCAUCCUUGAUGACAAGUCAAAAGAACUUCCUCAUUGGGUACUGUCAGCUAUGAAGUGUUUGGCAAAUUGGCCUAACUGUUCAGAUAUGAAGCAGCCUAUGUAUUUAGGAUUUGAAAAAGAUGUCUUUAAAACUAUAGCAGAUUACUAUGGUCACUUGAAAGAGCCUCUGCUUACGUUUCAUCUUUUUGAUGCCUUUGUCAGUGUAUUAGGUUUGUUACAGAAAGAGAAAAUGGCUAUUGAAGCAUUUCAGGUUUGCUGCCUCCUCCUGCCACCUGAAAACAGGAGAAAGUUACAGCUGUUGAUGAGGAUGAUGGCAAGAAUCUGCCUAAAUAAGGAGAUGCCAGUCCUGUGUGAUGGUCUGGGUACCCGAACACUGAUGGUUCAGACAUUUUCCCGCUGCAUCUUGUGUUCCAAGGACGAAGUAGACUUGGAUGAGUUAUUAGCUGCAAGGUUGGUGACGUUUCUGAUGGACAAUUACCAAGAGAUUUUGAAAGUCCCUUCGGCCUUGCAGACCUCCAUAGAGGAACGUGUGGCUCAUCUACGAAGAGUCCAGAUAAAAUACCCAGGAGCUGAUAUGGAUAUCACUUUAUCUGCUCCAUCAUUUUGCCGUCAGAUCAGUCCAGAGGAAUUUGAAUACCAGAGAGCAUAUGGCUCUCAGGAACCUCUGGCAGCCUUGUUGGAAGAAGUCAUAACAGAUGCCAAACUCUCCAGCAAAGAGAAGAAGAAAAAACUGAAGCAGUUUCAAAAAUCCUAUCCCGAAGUCUACCAAGAACGAUUUCCUACACCAGAAAGUGAAGCACUUCUGUUUCCUGAAAAACCGAAACCGAAACCGAAACCACAGCUGCUAAUGUGGGCACUAAAAAACCCUUUCCAACCAUUUCAAAGAACUAGAAGUUUUCGAAUGUAGUACUUAGCUGUUGCUGUUGCCUUGAGCAAAUUGGUGGUUACAGGAGGACUAUGGCGGUGGAAGAAAGAAGAGCAGUAAAUAUAGACUACUGAAAUACAAAGUUACCGGACUUCCAAAAAUGUUGAGCCAUUAUCAGUAUUUUUGUAAAACUCAGUGCUAGUUUUAAAGUGUACAAAUCACUUAAAAGUUUGGACAAAUGUAUAGUGGUAUGGUUAAUGUGCGUGUUUGUGAUUGUUACAAAAUUUGUGGGUAUUUUCAUUUUUUUAUUUGUUGUCUUUCAUGGUGUUAAUAAAAUAAUUGUACAUUUCAGUUACUGAUGUCAUUGUUCUAACCAAGUCUCAAAAAUAGUGUAUGUACUUGAAUAAGAGAGACACUGGGUAUUGCUACUGUGAUGCUAUUGAGUUCCUAGCUUAUGGUUGUGACUUCUCUUCAUGUAAAAUCUGGUUUUCAUUCUUGUACAGAGAUUCUUAAGGCCCUAUAUUAUGAUGGCUGUGUCUUUUAUUGCAGAUUCGUUGGAUAUUAUGACAGAUUUAACUAAAGCUGGUUCUUUUAUUACAAAUAUAUUAACUGGUGUUUACCUAUAAUGGACUUGAUUUUCAUUUACCUGCAGUGGUAUAAUUUCAGCCUUGGCUGAAAAAUUGAACUAAGUAAACCUUUUGGAUACCCUUGUACCUGUGAUUGUGAAUCAGGACGUUGUUGUUUCAUAAAAAAUACAAAUGGGUUAAGUAAAACAAGACUGCUUCCUUUAUAUUUCCCCCAGCUUCCUCAGCCAUUUGAAAGUAAAUGGAAUGUAAAUAAA